AUAUAUUUUAAUUCAGUCUGGCAUCGAUAUUCAUUGUGUAUUCAUAGUAGUAUAGUUUUUAGAUUAUUAUGAUUAGUUACGCCAUCUUACGAGAAAAUCGUAACGGUGUAAAAGUCUCGUGCAUAUAAAUCCUACGGUUGUUCAUUGUUAUUUUUAUUCUUAACAAUAAUCAUCAAUUAAUGAAAUUGUCAUUUGCUUGAAUUUGUAAUGAAGUUGUCGUGUGACAAUGACGAUGACGAUGACGACAACGACGACGACAACGACGACGACAAUAAAGACGAUGAUGACAACAAAGGCAGUAACGGUCGUCUGAAAACGUCGUCGAUGAUUAAAACCGCGUACGCGAAUUUUGUACAUAAAAUUCGGUUUGACAGCACUUAUCGUAAGGCGAAUUAUAGCGAGUCGGAUAGAGACAUGUCUGAUAAUUUGGAAGUAUCCAUAGACGACUGGAUAUCGGAAGAGAAAUGCGAAAGUGACGAGAACGUCGCGGAACUCGACGUCCAGAAAUACGAGAGCAUGCUGUAUCUGAACAAGCAGAUACUGUCACAAUUGUUGAAUUUAAAAGUGGAUAUAACCUCGGCCCUGCAAAAAUGCGAAUGGAGAUUGGCAAUGAUUGAAAGAAGCUUGCAGAAACACGCGGUCGGAGAGAGAAAGGUUUUGAUAUGCACCGCCGGCAUCCCGUACUUCAAAGACAGACAUUACUUCUUUGCGCCCAAGAAUGACGACGAAAUCCUGAAAGGAAGUCGGAAUGAAUUGCAAAUGGUAAACCUUCCAAAGACCUCGGACUGGUCAAUUGAAGACAAGAAUAUCCUUGUAAACGCGGUAAGAGCUGAAGAAGAAAAACAGGAAGACGAAGGUCUCACGCAAGCAGUGAGUAUCGAGAAAACAAAGCAUGCGAGAUAUGAUGGUCCCGUGAUAGAAAGGGAACUAGACUGGAUGAAGAUAUCGUCUCUUAAUUACGAGAUACCUCAUUCUCCUCUCGAUUGCCGCGUGAUUUGGAACGUUUUCCUCCAUCACGAUAUAAACAAAAGUCGAUGGACCAACAAAGAAGAUAUAAAGCUGAAAGAGAUCGCCAAAGCAUGCAAGUUCCAGGACUGGGAGAAGAUCACCGAGCGAUUAGAUACGAAACGUACAGCGUAUCAAUGCUUCGUCAGAUACAAUACGACAAAGAAAUUGUCGAAAAUACAAAAUUAUAAUUGGAGUAGCGAGGAAGAUGAAAGGUUGUUGAAAUUGGUAGAAAUAUACCGGAUCGGUGACUUCAUUCCUUGGGGCGAGUUAGCCAAUUGGAUGCCGAAUAGAACGAAGCAACAGAUUUACUACCGAUGGACGUACAGUUUGGCCCCUUAUCUGUCGAAGGGCAGGUUCACCAGAAUGGAAGAUCGAAUUCUGAUGGACGGUGUUACCAAGUUUGGUAAAAAUUUUCACAAGAUAUCGGCUGUUCUGAUGCCUCACAGAUCCACCGUGCAGCUUCAUUAUCGUCACGAAACGUUGAUCUUAAACGAGAUGGAGGACUGGAAUCGGUGGUCGUUGGAGGAGGAUGCGAAAUUACUCGAAUUGUUUUACAGCAUAGGGCCGGACUGGUCUGCGAUAGCUAAACAGUUUCCGCGUAAAAAGGGUAGAACUCAGCUGCGACACAGAUGCAACGCUCUACAGAAAUAUAUCAAGAGGGGCGUUUCGUUGCUCGAUUUACAUUAUAACGAAAUCACCGAGAGAGAAGAUGUAACACUCACGGUAUUAAAUAGCGAGCUAUGGGAUGGCAAAGAUACUAUCAAACGUGAUAACGACGACGGUGACGACGACAGUUGGAUAGACCAAAAACUAAUCGAAUACUUUCGCUCGAAAGGUUGUAGGGAGAAAGUUUAUCAUAGGAAAAGCUUGAAAUGUAACGUAACUAAUUUGUAUAACACUCUACGGCAAUUAAAUACCGUAUUAUUUAUGCCUGACGAAGACAUCGACAAAAAGUUGACCGGUGAACAUCGUCGGCUCGCGUUUGCAUUGAAAGAUCAUGUGAGAAAACAGGAGGACAAGAAACAGGUCGCUGAAGUUGUAGAUAAGUAUAGACUACGGAUGUUCGCCUGCUCGAACGACAAGGAGAUUCCUGAAGAAUCGAAUUCGCAUUUUAUUCCUCCGCUUCCUUUCGAUAUACAACAGUACAAACCAAAACGUUCAAGGGAAAACACGCGUACCAUCGAUUACGGUUUGAAUAGAAACAAUAACUUUUUAUUGGAAGCACCAUUGGUUUUCGAUACUCCGGAUCAUGUGAACUCUUAUAUCGACAAAGAAAAUCGGGAAUUUCAGAAAUUACUGGCCUCGUAUGGAGCUGAAGACAAUUCGAAAAGUAAUGUAACCGCCUCCCCUUUGGUUUCGACAGAACACACGCCGACGAAACGAAUGAGCGCCUGGAUGGCGCAAGACACUGUUACACAGGACGCCUCUAAUAGAUCCCUUUUUCAAGAUGCCAAGAAUUACGAUGAUUCCCGGAUCUCGUUCACUUAUCACCGCACCGGAGCAACGCGAGACACGCGCGUAAUAGAUGCAACUCACGCGACUUUAUCGAGCUUCAGAGUUUUGACGCAUUUGAAACGAUUAAGUGAAAAUCAUAAUUUAAACAAUCUAUUACUCGUACGAUUGAAUCAGUUUCACGAAACCUUUGGAGUCUUGGAAACGCGUUUGGAACAGUUAUUUAAAUAUCCGAUAGGUAUGUCACAAAUCGAUUUCCUGGGAAACGACACGAAUUCGUUUAGUUUCGUAGAUAUCGACACCGAGGACAGGAACGUUCCUAGUGUCAAUGCACGAAAGAAAUGUUUGCAACGAAAAAAUUAGACGAGAAUCAUUUAUACAUGACUGCAACCUGUUUCAGAAGUUUUAGCUCCUUUUUGUUACUUGUAUAUAGAUGGAAUAAUUUUAAGAUAGAAAAGCAUUUCUAUAAAUCAUUAAGCUAGAAAUCUAUGUUCUAAGGACGACUUUUAAUUGUGAAGCUCAAGAAACAAUAUUCAAAAUACAAUAUUUUUACUUACAUCUCA
Molecule: messenger RNA, 3023 nt
Organism: Ceratina calcarata
Lineage: Eukaryota; Metazoa; Arthropoda; Insecta; Hymenoptera; Apidae
Gene: Pbp95
Product: proximal sequence element A Pbp95
Exons: 2
Coding region: 208-2823 (871 amino acids)
Biological process (GO): snRNA transcription by RNA polymerase II; snRNA transcription by RNA polymerase III
Cellular component (GO): snRNA-activating protein complex
Molecular function (GO): RNA polymerase II cis-regulatory region sequence-specific DNA binding; RNA polymerase III type 3 promoter sequence-specific DNA binding
Source: RefSeq, a predicted model, not a curated record